AUGGCUAAUCCCGCCUCUCAGGUCAGGGUGGUUCCAGGAUCUUCAGCCUUCUCCGAGUUCCGUCGCCAGGCCCUGGCCUCACAGGUUGGGGCACAAGACGUUCAAGGCCAAUAUGUCCAUUAUAUUGAGCUCACCGGCCCUCUCGACCCGGAAAACAGUUCCUUGAUUGAAAAGCUUCUAACCUAUGGUCAAGCAUUUGACCACGAGGAAAAGGAGCCCAGGCUUCACAAUGUCUUCCAUAUCUUACCCAGACCUGGUACUAUCUCGCCCUGGAGUACCAAGGCAACCAGCAUCGCUCAUGUUUGUGGAUUGCGAAAGGUGGUUGGGAGGAUUGAAAGAGGAAUCAAGAUCACCGUCCAGCUCGAGGAGGGAUCUUCACUCAGUCCCUCUGCACUUGACUUCCUGCACGAUCGAAUGACAGAAACUAUUUCGGACAGUGAACCCCAACUGGACCAAUUAUUUCUCCAUCAUGACGCCGGUACUUUGGGCACUUACGACCUGUAUAGCGAGGGUAAGUCGCCUACCGAAAUCAUCCAAGGCCUCAAUACCCAGCUUGGACUUGCUUUGGACGCUUCCGAGAUACAAUACUUGGCCGAAGCAUAUUCUCGUGAUGGUCCAGUCCCGAGAAACCCGACAGAUGUUGAGCUAUUCAUGUUUGCCCAAGUCAACUCAGAGCAUUGCCGACAUAAGAUAUUCAACGCGUCCUGGACAAUUGAUGGGCAAUCCAAGACGAAUUCUUUAUUUGGAAUGAUCCGAAACACGCACAAACAGACACCAGAAGGAACCAUCAGUGCGUACAGUGAUAAUGCAGCGGUUCUGAGUGGAAGUGAAGGCACACACUGGGCGCCCGACCUAUAUUCCGGCCAGUGGAAAGCCACUAAAGAGAAAGUUCAUUUUCUUGCCAAGGUCGAGACACAUAACCACCCUACAGCCGUUUCCCCCUUUCCAGGGGCUGCCACAGGGUCAGGGGGUGAAAUAAGAGAUGAAGGUGCAACAGGUCGAGGAUCAAAGCCUCAAGCAGGACUAGCGGGCUUCUGCGUAUCUGACUUGCUCAUUCCUAACCAUCUUCAAGCGUGGGAGAUUGAUUAUGGCAAACCCAAUCACAUUGCCAGCAGCUAUGACAUUAUGCUUGAAGCUCCUCUAGGCAGUGCUGCUUUUAAUAACGAAUUCGGCCGUCCUUGCCUGGUUGGCUAUUUCAGAACCCUACUCACGGAAAUGCAGACAGGGAAAGAUUCAAGCGAAUUUAGAGGCUACCACAAACCCAUUAUGAUUGCUGGUGGUAUUGGCGUUGUUCGACCACAGCAUGCACUCAAAGACCCAGAUCUUGUCAAGGAGGGUGCCUUUCUUAUCGUCAUGGGUGGCCCAGCCAUGUUGAUCGGGCUAGGUGGUGGUGCUGCUUCCAGUAUCACCUCAGGAGAAGGUUCGGCUGAUCUCGAUUUCGCCAGUGUGCAACGAGGCAAUCCAGAAAUGCAACGCAGGGCGCAGGAAGUCAUCGAUGCCUGUGCGGCCCUCGGCCCCCAAAACCCAAUCCUCUUCAUCCAUGAUGUUGGGGCUGGUGGGCUUUCUAAUGCACUGCCAGAACUAGCCAAGGACUCUAGUGUUGGUGCUGAAUUUGAGCUUCGUGAGGUCCAGUGCGCAGAUAAGAGCAUGAGCCCUUUACAAAUAUGGUGCUGCGAAGCUCAAGAAAGAUACGUUCUAGCAGUUGGCCAGGAGGGAAUGAAUAGAUUCCAAGCUAUCGCCAAGCGAGAACGAUGCGAGAUAUCUGUGGUGGGCCGAGCCAUCAAUAAACAGACCAUCAAACUGACAGACCGCAAUAACCCUGCAACAGAAGGUCGACAAGAUCCCAUCGACCUUCCGAUGGAAGUGCUCUUUGGCAAACCACCCAAGAUGACCAGAGACGUGACCACACGUAAAGUCAACCUGCCUGGCUUUGAUACAAGUUUGAGCUUGUAUGUUCCACAGGCAUCAACGGAUGGUUUGCUUGAAGAAGCGAUCACCCGAGUCCUACAGAUGCCUGCAGUUGGCUCAAAGUCAUUCUUGAUUACAAUUGGCGAUCGAACUGUUGGCGGUAUGGUGGCUCGAGACCAGAUGGUCGGUCCCUGGCAAGUCCCCGUUGCAGAUGUAGGUGUCACAGCGACAUCACUCACCACAGGGAUCAAGACUGGCACAGCAAAGGCAAUGGGAGAGAAGCCCACUCUCGCCCUCAUAUCCCCCGCGUCAUCGGCCCGGAUGGCAGUUGCAGAAUCACUCAUGAAUCUCACCUCGGCGGAUCUUCCGGACCGUUUGUCCCAAGUGAAGUUGUCUGCAAACUGGAUGUCUGCAACAAACCAUCCAGGUGAAGGCGCGGCAAUCUAUGAAGCAGUUGAAACCCUUGGUAUGGAUCUGUGUCCAAAAUUAGGGAUUUCAAUUCCUGUUGGUAAGGACUCCAUGUCAAUGAAAAUGAAAUGGCAAGACCCAGAAACCAAAGAAGCAAAGGAAGUCACGGCCCCGUUGUCUUUGGUCGUCACUGCAUUUGCCCCAGUCCUAGAUAUUAAAAAGACAUGGACUCCACAAUUACGACGCUACAGUGAGGUAGGCGAAUCAACAUUGUUCUUCGUCGACCUUGGACUCGCUCAUCGCGCCAUGGGAGGUUCCAUCCUUGCCCAAGCAUUCAAACAAAUUGGUGAUGAAUCGCCGGAUAUUCGUUCGGUGGGUCUGUUCAAGGACUUCUUCGACGCCACACAACAGCUGCAUGAACAGGAUCUUGUGCUAGCAUAUCACGAUCGCAGCGAUGGUGGCCUCUUCACGACUCUCGCUGAGAUGGCAUUUGCCGGGCGCUGUGGAAUCGAGAUCAUGAUCAAUGAAAUCUGUCCCACGCCGAAGCUGCCUGAUGUCAUUUCCUGCCUCUUCAACGAAGAACUUGGCGCCGUCUUCCAGGUCCGUAAAUCAGAUGAAAAUCGUUUCAAAGCCUGCUUCGCCACUUGCGGGCCACCACCAGGUCUGAUAUACAAGAUCGGUAGAGUCUCGACCAAAACCUCGCAACAGAACAUGGCAAUUUAUCAUGGUGGCAAACUCGUCCAUCGUGCAACGCGAGGCCAACUGCAACAAAAAUGGGCCAACACAUCGUAUUGGAUGCAACGAGCCCGUGACAACCCGGACUGUGCUGACGAGGAGUACUCAUCAAUUCUCGAAGAUGGUAACCCAGGUCUCUCCUACCAUCUCACCUAUAACCCCAAGGAAAACAUCAACACAUACAAAACAUCUGUUCUCAACUACGUUCGGCCCACAGCACGACCACGAGUCGCCAUUCUGAGAGAUCAAGGGACCAACGGCCACGCCGAGAUGGCAUUCGCCUUCGAAUGCGCCGGCUUCACCACCGUCGACGUGCACAUGUCCGACAUCCUAGAUCCUAAGCCGCAUCAGACUCACCUCGGGCUUGAUCACGACCUUUCAUCCUUCACAGGCCUGGCGCUCGCUGGCGGCUUUAGCUUCGGUGACUGUCUCGGUGCAGGCCAGGGCUGGGCGAAAUCGAUUCUUUUCCACCCGGUCACACGCCGCAAGUUCCAGGACUUCUUCAAACGCAACGACACUUUCACACUGGGAGUGUGUAACGGCUGCCAGGUCCUGAGCAAACUGAAAGAGCUGAUCCCUGGUGCGGAGAAGUGGCCUUCUUUCGAAGGAAACGAGAGCGAACGCUACGAAGGACGAGUGUCCAUGGUGAGUAUUUCCGACCCGCCAGCUUCAUCGGGUUUGCCUCCCUCGGUCUUCUUCCAGGGCAUGAGCGGUACCGCUCUCCCGAUCGCAGUUGCACACGGCGAAGGACGUGCCAGCUUCAUCUCCGGCGAUAUCAACUCCUACGUAGGCACGCGGAAAGCGCACGACGCAUCGCUCGCACACAAGUUCGCUGCCUCGCAUCUUGCACCAAUCCAGUACGUCGACAACAAGACACUUUCUCCCACCACGUCAUACCCAGGGAACCCGAAUGGCAGCCCCGAGGGCAUCGCGGGCGUGCGCAGCGUCGAUGGCCGUGUGCUGGCGCUCAUGCCGCAUCCGGAACGCACCGUACUAAGUGGUGUUGGCAGCUAUCUUCCCGCCGGCAAGGCUGAAGAAUGGGGCGAGUAUGGCCCAUGGGCCAGGCUUUUCCAGAGCGCAAGGAGAUGGGUCGGUUAA
This is a messenger RNA of Exophiala aquamarina CBS 119918, 4149 nucleotides long. RefSeq names its product phosphoribosylformylglycinamidine synthase. Lineage: Eukaryota; Fungi; Ascomycota; Eurotiomycetes; Chaetothyriales; Herpotrichiellaceae. Gene Ontology annotation, biological process: 'de novo' IMP biosynthetic process. The coding region runs from base 1 to 4149 and encodes 1382 amino acids. The transcript has a single exon. The record is from RefSeq and is a predicted model, not a curated record. Gene Ontology annotation, molecular function: phosphoribosylformylglycinamidine synthase activity.